Molecule: messenger RNA, 1679 nt
Organism: Anopheles merus
Lineage: Eukaryota; Metazoa; Arthropoda; Insecta; Diptera; Culicidae
Product: Bardet-Biedl syndrome 2 protein-like
Exons: 3
Coding region: 88-801 (237 amino acids)
Biological process (GO): telomere maintenance; non-motile cilium assembly; DNA damage checkpoint signaling
Cellular component (GO): ciliary basal body; BBSome; neuron projection
Molecular function (GO): protein serine/threonine kinase activity; protein binding
Source: RefSeq, a predicted model, not a curated record
GUCGCCUUUACGGUGAGUUCCUUGCCGAAGGACACUCGCAGGAGAUCAAGUCGCUAUGCUCGGACUACUUUCAACAAGCGGAAAAAUAUGUCCAGUUUGUGCUGUCGCGACAGGCGGCGGCGACGGCUGCGGGUGGCGAACAGAAAACCUCGCCCGGGAACGUUCCCGCUAACCAUCGUUGCUUCGACGUGGAUCGUAACUUCACCGUGCAGCACACCGUCGCGAAUAAGGGGAUAUACGACGCCAAGCGUCAACAUGCUAACGUUGCACAACGUUGCCGAUGAGGAAAUGAACGCUCUGCUGACUCAGAAACAGAAACUGCUGCUCGAGCUGAAGCACUACGAAAACAACAUCAAGUACAACAAGGAAAUCCUGAGCAACACGAGCGAAAGCAAUCUGGUGCAGAGUGUGCCGGACAACGUCGGCAUCAUACCGUCCAACACGCGGCUACAGAUCGGGAUUUCCACCAGCUACGAUAGCAACGAUAUGAACAUCGACAUCACCGUGUCGACCAACAACUCGACCACGAUUCGUGUCGUGUUGAUCUUUGCUGAUCAGCUGUUCAAGGAGGAAACGCUGAUCGCGCACCUGACGAAGGACGUUUCGCGCAUACUGAUACCGCUCAAGACGCUCAAGGACAAUGCGCAGGACAUUCACAUCAAAGCGUUCGUCGGCUACCCGAGCAGUGUGCAGUUUCACGUGUUUGAACUGACCCGUCAGCUGCCCAAGUUUGCGAUGUACACCAUACCGCACAAUCUGACCGGGUCACCGAAGAGUGUGUAUGAAGUGAAGAUCAUCUGAUUAUUUUAAACCGCCAACACGUGCUUGCAUGCAUAAGUCAUCGACAUUCGACCCCAAAACCGAAUGCCCGAACCAGUUUUGCUGUGUGGUGUGGUGGUGGUGCUGGAUGGAAAACUGUGAUUUGUGUUGUACGCCUUAACCGUUCGUACGGAUGCAGUGCUAAAGCCCAGUGAUGGAUUCCUUUUUCGGCUUCGAUACCAGUCUGCCGGGUGAGAACGACGAGGAGUAGGAGGAGGAGGAAGCUCGCCGAUUCUUCCAGGCAGCACCGCGGCGCACCGCCGAACUGCAUUCGCCGCUGCAGCGGCGCCGAUGCAAAGAAGACAUCUCGGACGAGGAGGAGUAUGACGCCCUGAAUGACGAAACGUUCGGUGCGGCGGACAAGGGCGACUGGAAGGACAUCCACGAGCAUCUCGUGCGGCUGGAAAGUUGCAGGAAUGGGGGGCGAACCGGUUCCUUCCUUGGGGAGGAUGAGGACGACGGGGGCAGCAGCGACAACAACAACAGCGAGAGCGGCCGUAGCAGUGUGGUGGCCCAAAGCAUUGGCGAUGAGUUCGCGAACAAGCUAUGGCUGGAUCCGAGCAUCUGGGGUAGCCCGGCGAAGGUUCCGGCUCCGGUGCAGCCACCGUACAGCGAUUAUAGGCCCAGCGGUACGCCAUUUUCUGCCCUGCCAACACAGCAGAGCGCCUUUCGACCACCGGAACCGGCGCAUCCGAUCGGGGGAGGUGGCCUGCCGCCAAAACCGCCUCCCUCACUGCCACCGGGCUUGUUUCCACCCAUGAAGAUGCUGUCAGUGGAGGACAUUGAACGAACCAUCAUCCAGCAUCAGCAUCAGCAAAAUCAGCAUCAAAGUAUGCUGCAAAAGCAAAUGUCACAGCAGC